Molecule: messenger RNA, 1449 nt
Organism: Hydatigera taeniaeformis
Lineage: Eukaryota; Metazoa; Platyhelminthes; Cestoda; Cyclophyllidea; Taeniidae
Source: the annotation of a GenBank genome assembly
AUGUGCAUCAAGGCAGCACCUACGGCAAAGUCCACUGACUGCAUCCAAUAUUCCCUUUGGUGGUGGGCAUCCAGAGCUAAAUUCGGCUAUCCUGUGCAAUUCACCACCCUGCGAAUCUAUUACUUUGAUGAAUGGGAUGAUUUUAAGUCCGAAUGGUGGAUGGCUUGGCACUUGGUGGAUGGCGCCAACUAUGAGGUUCCCAAGUACUUGAAGGAGAAAAACUACAUACCAACGAACUGGAAGAGUCAUUGCGUGCCGGGUUCGAAUUCAAUGGGAGAUGACUACAUGCUCCAUGACUUUAGUGAAGACGACUCGCGUCAACCAGAAUCGGUUCUUAAACUUGUGUCUCCGCACCAAUCAUACUACCACGGCGACUGGCUCAAACUUUUCCUCUUUUUCUACAACCUCUGCUACUGCCUGCGAGGUGUCAAAACUGACCGAACCUGCCCAAACGCCUGCUGGCGACCGCAAGUUUGCACAAAUGACACCAAUUCAGUGCACAUUUGUAGGCCAAUACGCGAUCCCUCAGCCGCCGAGGCUCUCCAUCCGGCGAGGAAAAGCCGAUUUGCCGAGAUCUACUCCAUCGGCUACGAGUGUAUCUGUCGAAGCGGCUUCAAGUUCAGUCAAAAGCACAAAAAAUGCAUUCAACGUGAUCCCACAAACGAAGCCCUCGGUUACAUAUGCGCUUGUUCAAAGGGCUACGAGCCAAGUAGCCAGAUGGAUCCGACCUGUGUCAACAUCAACGAGUGCCACAACGAUGAUGCCAAUCCCUGUCUUAACGGCGGAGUCUGUCACGACCUCAUUCCACCACCCAUGGCGCAGGCAAACCAUGGUGAAGAACUUCGAUUCCGCUGCGAGUGCAAAUUCGGUUUCACGGGCACGUUGUGUGAGAAGCCGCCAUCACAACUGGCAUGGUCGGAGUGGAGCAAGUGGGGCACGUGCUCGGUUACCUGUGGCAUCGGCACUCGAACUCGCACCCGCACAUGUCCAAGGCCAGGCGAAUGUCUCGGUAAGCCUGAGCAGAUUGUGAUUUGCUCUGGAGUCGUACCAUCUUGCGAAAACGCCAAAAACAUCACAUCUGAAGAUGGCAAAUUGAACGUUGCCUUCAAGUCGGAGAUGGAGAAGCUACGAGAUGCUGGUGUUUUGUGGACAGAAGAGGAGGACAACUUGUUGGAUGAUGCAUUCACAUGGUCUGAGCAACAGUAUGAUGUGAAGAGGGUGAGGAAAAAAGGCACACAAAGCGUUUACCAGUUGUUUAGUCAAUGGGCGGACGUAACGCGUUGGAUAUCUCUGUUUGGUAUCGCUCACCGAAUGACCUUGCAGCAAAUUGCCCUCAUCACUGGCACCUUGGCCCUCACCUCAAUAAGUGUGUUCAGCAUUUUUGUCAUGAUGGUCACCUUUUGCCAGCCUAUCGGCUUUGCUCUGCGACGCGGGGAGACUUCUCACUAA